UGUCACAUGAUGCAAACUAAAGAUGUCUGCGACUGAAGAAGACACGGAACUCAGAGAUCUACUGAUCCAAAACUUGGAAAACAGUGGUGUUUUGAAUAAAAUUAAGGCAGAGCUGCGUGCAGCUGUUUUUCUUGCCUUGGAGGAGCAGGACAAAGUUGAGAAUAAAACCCCUCUUGUGAAUGAAAACCUGAAAAAGUCCCUCAACACGAAGGAUGGGCGCUUGGUAGCAGGUCUUAUCACUGACUUCCUGCAAGUCUUCAAUUUAGACUUCACUCUCGCCGUGUUUCAACCUGAAAUUAGCACGCUGAAUGGGCUCGACAGUCGUGAAACCCUGUCUAAAGAGCUUGGCAUCUCUGAAUCAGAGGUGAAUAAAAACACCCCUCUCCUGCUAGAGUUGGUGAAGAGGGGCCGGCAUAAGGACAAGACCUCCAUUUUCUCUGAGGGAGAUCGGGUGACUGAGAGAACUUUUCCCAAGGAAUUAUUGCCACGUCAAAUCGCUGAUGCCCGCAAGAAAUUUGACAGUCAUGACAAGAACAGAAGUGGGGAGAUCAACAGAGAUGCAGUUAUUGCCAUUUUCGCUGAUCUUUUCCCCCAGUUCAGCAGAAACUUGCUGGAAAGUUACGUCACUGAGGAACUCCGAGCCAAAAGCAAGGACACAAACAAUACUAUAGACUUUCAGGACUUCCUGGGAAUGUACAAAUGCUUCUUUAUACAGUGUCGAAAUGUGGUGACCAGUGACAGUAGCGAUGCACUUAACUCCUCAAGUAAAACAGCUGAAGAUAGAAUCAUUUCAUCUUCCGCCAGCAAGAUACCCAGGUAUAAAGGAUUUGUUAAACACAGUUCAGCGCAGGAAGAAAAUGCUGGUCCAAAGGCUGGAGAAAGAAGACCUGGUGAAACACUGGGGUUUCAGAAGAACAGAGUUCAAGUGUUUGAAGAGUCAGAGGAGGGAUUAGGGGAUGAGAAAAACCUUCCUACCCCACUGAGGAAAGCACUGGAAUUUGGACUGGAGGAUGAGGAUGAGGAAGGAGACUCAUUCUUCGAUGAUCCUCUUCCUAAACCUCAGAAGACCUAUGGCGGUGGUUUAUCUUCGGCAGAUAAUCCUUAUUUAGGACAGAGACAUUCUGAAAAAAGCUAUAGUCAAAAAGAUCAGUCCUGGCAGAGGGAAGGAAGCCUGUCAGGGCGAUCCUUAUCCCAAAUGCGGAGGGGCACUAGCCUCAAUGACCUGUCUGCUAUAGGCAGUGAUAAAGAGGGAGAUGGAGAGGACAUGCUCUCUGACUGUGAUAACAGGUCCAGACCUGACUUUAAACUCAGGAGAGAAGGCUCGGGCAGCGGUUUCGGAAAAGCAUUCACCACAGACGCGCUGCUAAAGAGCGCAGGAGGAUCCAUCUCUGCCGAGAGCAGCCAAAAAGAUCAUUCAUCUGCCAAGAAUGGUACAUCUAUUUCUAAAGAUAAGGGUGUCAAAGAUGAAGAUCUUGAUUAUGACGAUGACUUCAACAGUCAUCGUUCUGAAAACUCUAAGAGUGAAGUGAGCAUUGAUGAGGAAAUAGAGGAGGUCUCGAUAGAGGGGCCUGACAUCAGUGAUAAGCUUGAUGAAAACACUCAGGAUGUGAGCGUCUCGCAGAUAAGUUUGGGUGCAGACUACAUGGAAGAUGUUGCUUGACAUCUAAUUGUCAGAUCCUUAUUUUGUACUUUGUUUUUAUGUAUUUAGCUGACAUAAUAAAUAAGUAAUUACAUGAC
Pimephales promelas (fathead minnow) is the source of this 1737-nucleotide messenger RNA. RefSeq names its product centrosomal protein 43 (gene cep43). Gene Ontology annotation, cellular component: centrosome. The record is from RefSeq and is a predicted model, not a curated record. Gene Ontology annotation, biological process: microtubule anchoring. Gene Ontology annotation, molecular function: calcium ion binding; protein binding. Lineage: Eukaryota; Metazoa; Chordata; Actinopteri; Cypriniformes; Leuciscidae.